This is a messenger RNA of Syzygium oleosum, 1697 nucleotides long. Its product is annotated as UPF0481 protein At3g47200-like. The record is from RefSeq and is a predicted model, not a curated record. The transcript is spliced from 3 exons. Bases 53 to 1489 code for a protein of 478 amino acids. NCBI's taxonomy places the organism in Eukaryota, Viridiplantae, Streptophyta, Magnoliopsida, Myrtales, Myrtaceae.
GGACUACCCCAAACUUCAUACACUCUUCCCCCCUCCCCCUCUCUCUCUCUCCAUGGAUAUGGAUUCUCCACUUCUCUCACCCAGAGCAGAAACUUGUGAAACUAACGAGAACUGCAUCGUCCCAAUCAACGAGAGCCUCGAGCGCAUGCCCUCCGACGAGCAACGGUACUGGAAGAAUCCGUCCAUCUACACGGUCCCCGCCUCCAUCACCAACCUCAACCUUAAGGCCUACCAGCCGCAGGUUGUCUCUUUCGGCCCCUUCCACCACGACAAGGACCUCCUCCGUCCAAUGGAGGAACACAAGAGCCGCGCGCUCCUCCACUUCCUCAAUCGGUCUGGGAAGUCCCUCGAGCCCUUCCGCAAGUCCCUCAGGGAGGUGGCACGGGACCUCGAGGAGAGAUACGACGUACUGGACAAGAAGUGGAACGAGGGCACGGGGGACCAGUUCCUGGAGCUGAUGAUCAGGGACGGCUGCUUCAUGAUCGAGAUCAUGAGGACCAGCAUAGGGGAGAAGUGUGACUAUGAGCCCAGUGACCCCAUCUUCAGCAUCCACAGGCUGACAUACAUAUCGCCGUACAUAAGGCGGGACAUGCUGAUGCUGGAGAAUCAGCUGCCGAUGCUAGUGCUGUAUCGGCUGGUUGCUGUCGAGAACAAUGGCGAGGAGCGUGACGAAUACAUCAACAAGCUCAUCCUCAGGUUCUACUCACUCCACACGGCCAUCAAGGGGAUGGGCAGACGCUUGCAUGUCGUGGACGUCUUCAGGGAAGGCCUGCUGAUGGAGCCCGAGAAUGUCCAGCACGAGAUGGAAAAUGGUGACAACAACAACCUCAAGCUCUGCUCCCUCGACGCGUGCAUCACGGGGAUGGUCAGAUGCCUCCUGCAUGUCUUGGACGUCUUCAGGAAGUGCCUGGUAAGGGAGACCGAGGAGGUCCAGCACGAGGAGACCGUGCAGAUAGUCCGGCCGGUCACCGAGCUCCACGAGACCGGGAUCCAGUUCAAGAAGAGCCAGACCCGCAGUCUCAAGGGAAUCUUCUUUGCCGGAGGGGUCCUGAGGCUCCCCGUGAUCAAGGUGGAUGACACCACCGAGUCCAUCUUCCUCAACCUCAUGACUUUCGAGCGCUUGCACAUCGGGGCUGGGAACGAGAUCACAGCCUACAUCACCUUCAUGGACAACAUCAUCAACAAUGAGGGGGAUGUCGCGCUGCUCCACACCCAAGGCAUCAUCCAGAAUGCCAUCGGAAGCGACAAGGCGGUGGCCAAGCUAUUCAACUCUCUGUGCAAGGAAGUGCCACUCGCAUCCAACAGCAGCCUUGACGCCGUGCAAGAGAACAUGAGUAAGUACUGCAAGAAGCCAUGGAACAUUUGGAGGGCUAAUCUCAAACACACCUACUUCAGGAAUCCUUGGUCGAUAUUGUCUCUCAUCGCCGCCAUCUUCCUCUUCGCCCUCACCAUAAUUCAGACCAUAUAUAUUGUGCUCAGCUACAAUUGAACCCUCCCGUUGCCUCUGCAUGAUAAUUUCGUUUUUCCAUUUUUGGGUUUUUCUCCUAAUGGCUGUUGUUCGAUAAUUAUCUGUUGAUUGUUGUCAUGAAUGAUUUUCCUCCUGUUUUCAGUCUUGCUUAUUUCCCUCUCUAAUUGUUUUGAACGAUGGACAUUUGGCUAUUUAUAUAUCAUUAUCAGAUGAUGAUUGUCUUGUUUCA